Messenger RNA from Suillus discolor, 294 nucleotides. RefSeq lists its product as uncharacterized. Bases 1 to 294 code for a protein of 97 amino acids. NCBI's taxonomy places the organism in Eukaryota, Fungi, Basidiomycota, Agaricomycetes, Boletales, Suillaceae. The transcript is spliced from 2 exons. The record is from RefSeq and is a predicted model, not a curated record.
AUGAUAAUAUUCUGGCAGGUACGAUUUGCACUUUCUUCAGUUACCUCAUGGUGGUCUGUUGAUGGCGAUUUCGACUACAUUCAAUUCUGGUGGUCCAUUGUGGACUUUUUCGAAAAGCCCCCUGGUCGAGAAGCGCAAUGCAGGGUCAAUAAACUUCUUGAGUGGUGGACAAGGAAGAUUUUUGGGAGGCACCACCAUGAUGACCUUAGCAACACAGCAAAAGCCAACAUGUCUGUCAAUGCCCUUGCAAGGCAGAGGGCACAACUCAAUGAUGCUACUUUUGAUUCAAACUAA